GAAAGUUCGAUUUCAAAGUUUCAGAAUAAAGAGGGGAUCCAUUCAACAGCGGCAAACACUCUUCUCUCAACUCUCCAAUGGCUAUCAUCUCCGAUUUCAACGAAGAAGAGCAGAAACCCACCCGCUCCUCGCAAUCCCAAUCCUCUUCAUCUUCUUCUUCUACAUCCUUCACUUCCCCUUUCGACCGAUCAAACCCCAUCGCUUUCCUCCAGAAAGUAUUUGAAUUUGUCUCCGAACAGAGUGACUUUCUGGGCACGGAGGCCGCCGAGAAGCAGGUAGUGUCGCUGGUGCGCGCUGCCGGUAAGAAGAGGAGAGACCAGCUCAAGGCCUCCGAAGAGAGGGAGAAGGCGGAGAAGAAGAAAAGGGAGGAACUCAAAGCCACGGAGGACAGAAAAAAGGCCGAGAAGAGAUUGAAGGAGGAGAAGGAACACAAAGCGGAAGAAGACAGCGGCGCCUCCAAAGGUAAACUAGCGGAAACCGUUUCAUCGUUUUCCAAUGUGCGAUUAUUAUGUCUUGCCCUAAAAAUUCGAGAGCGUAGGGCCUUCGCUCACGAAUCCGGCCGAAUCGCUGAUUCUAUCGUUGAUGGUAACAAAACCCUCGCCUUGGAUCCCACCUUCAUCCAAGCUUUGGAAGCCCGAGUCUCUCUUCUAGAAUCCAUUUGUUGCUCCCUAGAUGCACUCCACGACCUCAAACUCCUCCACAACACCAUCUUGCACGAUUGCAAACUCGUUAGUCCUGCCUGGAAGCACCAAAAUGUGCGCGCUAGAGAAAUUCCUAGGAAACUCUAUGCCCUCACCACGAAGAUUCAAGAACUGAAACAGAGGGUAGCUUCGGGAGACAACUCCAACGUGGACUACCAUGGUCUGGUCCAAGCCAGGGACCGCGCAGGCCAUUUGGUCCUAAAAUUGAGUGCCUGGACAAAAUCUCCUUAUUUGGAGCAGAGCAUGAUAAUCUUGAUGAUAUUAUACUUGUCUGCUUCAAGAGGUUAUCGGCAAUCUGAUAGUAUUAGCGGAGGUGAACCUCCAUAUAAGUCACAGUGCUUGCAAAUGAUAGGACCCUUGCAUACAAACCACUUGGCCAACUUUGAGCAACCGGCCGACAGGGAACGUUUUUCAACUCCUGACUUACCUUCAACCAACUGGCAGGAAACAUUUUUCAACUCUUGUCGAGCCUUUCAUAGGUGGUCAGGGAACGUUUUUCAACUCCUAACUUACCUUCAACUAGCUGGUAGGGAACGUUUUUCAACUCCUGUUGAACCCUUUACAGAAAGAGGGGAUCCAUUCAACAGCGGCAAACACUCUUCUCUCAACUCUCCAAUGGCUAUCAUCUCCGAUUUCAACGAAGAAGAGCAGAAACCCACCCGCUCCUCGCAAUCCCAAUCCUCUUCAUCUUCUUCUUCUACAUCCUUCACUUCCCCUUUCGACCGAUCAAACCCCAUCGCUUUCCUCCAGAAAGUAUUUGAAUUUGUCUCCGAACAGAGUGACUUUCUGGGCACGGAGGCCGCCGAGAAGCAGGUAGUGUCGCUGGUGCGCGCUGCCGGUAAGAAGAGGAGAGACCAGCUCAAGGCCUCCGAAGAGAGGGAGAAGGCGGAGAAGAAGAAAAGGGAGGAACUCAAAGCCACGGAGGACAGAAAAAAGGCCGAGAAGAGAUUGAAGGAGGAGAAGGAACACAAAGCGGAAGAAGACAGCGGCGCCUCCAAAGGUAAACUAGCGGAAACCGUUUCAUCGUUUUCCAAUGUGCGAUUAUUAUGUCUUGCCCUAAAAAUUCUUUAAUUGACGGUGUCGCUGAGAGUAAGGGCUUGCUUUGUUGGGAAUCAUGAGGGAAUGUAAUGUCCUUGUUUAACAACAAUUUUUUCUUGUAGAUCGUUUAUUUUUCUUCCGUUUAAUUUAGGUGUACAGUGGCAACGCAUGUAAUGACCAUUGCAUGUGAUAGGUAGUUUGUCAACAUACUGUU
Messenger RNA from Vigna umbellata (rice bean), 1953 nucleotides. The record is from RefSeq and is a predicted model, not a curated record. Lineage: Eukaryota; Viridiplantae; Streptophyta; Magnoliopsida; Fabales; Fabaceae.